Caretta caretta (loggerhead turtle) is the source of this 3573-nucleotide messenger RNA. RefSeq names its product Rab geranylgeranyltransferase subunit beta (gene RABGGTB). Gene Ontology annotation, molecular function: Rab geranylgeranyltransferase activity. The record is from RefSeq and is a predicted model, not a curated record. Lineage: Eukaryota; Metazoa; Chordata; Testudines; Cheloniidae. Gene Ontology annotation, biological process: protein geranylgeranylation. Gene Ontology annotation, cellular component: Rab-protein geranylgeranyltransferase complex.
GGAUCCUCCUGGGGCAGGCCGCGCGCAGUGCACCUAAGCGGAACCGGGUCACCGCCAGUCAGGGCGCGCGCCUGGUGCGCGGGCUCCGCCCUAGAGCAGCGAGAGCUAGGUAGGGCUCUGUUGCAGAGUCACCAGGCAGCGCCAGGGACAGCUAUGGCGGGGUCUUGAAAGGCCGGCGGGGGCACCGCCUCCUCCCCCUCAACCAGUCGCCCGUAGGACUGACGGUUGGUGGCGCGUGCGGCGGAGGCUGCUAACAUGGGAACGCCACAAAAGGAUGUUGUUAUAAAACCUGAUGCACCAAGCACAUUGUUUUUGGAGAAACAUGCAGAUUACAUAGCUUCUUAUGGUGCAAAGAAAGACGAUUAUGAGUACUGUAUGUCGGAAUAUUUGAGGAUGAGCGGUGUCUACUGGGGACUGACAGUAAUGGAUCUCAUGGGACAGCUGCAACGAAUGACCAAAGAAGAAAUUCUAGCCUUCAUCAAAUCAUGUCAACAUGAGUGCGGUGGAAUAAGUGCCAGUAUAGGUCACGAUCCUCACCUUUUAUAUACCCUAAGUGCUGUCCAGAUUCUUACCUUAUAUGAUAGUCUCCAUGUUGUUGAUGUAAAUAAAAUUGUUGACUAUGUAAAGAGCCUGCAAAAAGAAGAUGGAUCGUUUGCUGGAGACAAAUGGGGAGAAAUAGAUACAAGGUUCUCUUUCUGUGCUGCAGCAACACUAGCUCUUUUGGGGAAGCUUGAUGUUGUUGAUGUGGAAAAAGCAGUCGAAUUUGUUUUGUCCUGUAUGAACUUUGAUGGAGGAUUUGGUUGCAGACCAGGUUCUGAAUCACAUGCAGGGCAGAUCUAUUGUUGCACAGGAUUUCUGGCUAUAACAGGCCAGUUGCACCAAAUAAAUGCUGACUUGCUGGGCUGGUGGCUUUGUGAACGUCAGUUACCCUCUGGAGGUCUCAAUGGAAGGCCAGAGAAGUUACCAGAUGUAUGUUAUUCAUGGUGGGUGUUAGCAUCCCUGAAGAUAAUUGGUAGACUACAUUGGAUUGACAGAGAGAAAUUGCGCUGCUUUAUCUUGGCUUGCCAGGAUGAGGAGACUGGAGGAUUUGCAGACAGACCAGGAGAUAUGUUAAGUGGUGUUGGAAAACAUUAAGAAUAUAUGCUCUGGAUAUUUAUAGCUUAGAACAGGGGUUCUCAAACUUCACCACAGCCCCCUACUGACAACAGAUUACUACAUGACCCCAGGAGGGGGAACUGAAGCCUGAGCCCGCCAAGACCUGCCACCCCAGCAGGGGGCCUGUAACCUGAGCCCGACCAAUGAGGGAUGAAGUUGAAGCCUGAGUCACCAUGGCUGAAGCCUUUGGGCUUUGGCCCCAGGCGGUGGGGCUUGGGCUUCAGGCCCCAGCAAGUCUAACACCAGUCCUGGCAAACCCUUUAAAAUGGGGUCUUGACCCACUUUGGGGUCCUGACCCACUGCUGGCUUAGAAUUUAGCAAAGACAAAUGUGUUAAUUUAAACAAAAAACAUUGGGUAAACUAAAGAUGAAAGUGAGCUACAUGAAAAUGGAAGGUGAAAAUAAUAUUUAAGAUUUCCCAUUAAAAAUUGUGGCAGUAUAUUUAAGGUCAAAUUACAAUCUGGUCAUCAGUAAAACACAGUGUUGUGGCAGUUAUUGUGAGAAUUGAAAUAUUUGCUGCUACUAAAGCUAAAUUUUCUGUUCAACUUGUAUUUACCUGAGAGACUGAAUACCUUUCCCAGACUUGAGGAAGAGCUCUGUAGUUAGAAACCGUGUGUCUCUCUCACCAGAAGUUUGUCCAAUGAAAGAUUUUACCUCAUGUACUUUGUCUCUCUAAUACCCACAAUCGUGAGUUUAGUUAGUUUCUCCCUCCCUUAUUUACUAUAAAUAUAUUCACAAUAGUUACUUGUUCAGGCUUGGCUUGUCGUAACUUGGGCCUGCCCAUGUCUGCUAAGUUAGCCCAACACUUGUAGCAGGAAGCUUUUUUUAAUGUCUCUAAGGAGAAUUAGAAAGUAACAUUAACUUUGGGGCCAUACAGGGGCCUGCCCAGUCUCCUGUGUAAAUUUAGAGCAGCCUCAGAGCUCCUUUAGCUUACAUUUGGCUUUUAAUGGCCUAUCUAUGGGCCUUAGGAAGCAGAGAAUAGCCAGUGCUAUGCAUUCUGGCCAUGCCCAUGAUCUGCCUGCUAUGCCAACUCUUUGAGGAAGGGACAGUCUUUUAAUUGUGUUUUGUUCAGUGCUUAGUAUGUUAGGGCCCUGGUACGAGGCUGAGGCUCUUAGGCGAUAUCAGAAUACUAAGAUGUGGGAGGCUGGUAGCUGGGUCAGUGUAGAGCCCUUAAGCCAGCUGUAAACUGGCCAGUGAGGCCUUCUGUACAGAUGGUAUAUUCAGGGGGCUGUUUCCACCUAGUUUAUUGCUUAUUUACACAGCAGAGCAAUGUAAGGAACUUUAGUAAGCUGUGAACUAAGUCCUAAGGGUUUCUUUAGUGCAGUUAGCUCAGGCUCUUACUUGGGUAUUGUCCACACACACAAUCCUGUCAUCUGAGCUAAGUGGUGCUCUCAGUUUGGUGCUAGCCAGCACAGUUGUGGGGUAUGGGUUAUAGCCCUGGUUUCUAUUUUCACUAGUGCUGGCAAUGCCCACUUUGCAAUGAAGAUGCAGGCUAAAUCACUGAAGGCAUACCCUCAGCCUAAGGGUUUAAGUAAGUAGCCUUCUAUGUUGUCUGUGUAGGGAUAUGCAAACUGCAUAGCAGUCUUCUGGAAAAUCUGUUUCUAAUCUCAUGAAGGAAUCGCUAAAUCUCGGAGAAUUACCUCCUACCUAUAUUUUAUUUUUCUUCUAUGCCCCAUUUUUCUUUUCCUGUUUUCCCUCCAGUUGUGUAUGCAGGUCCCUCUGGCUCCCUCUAAGACAGAGACACUCAAACUCUUUUUUACUGGUGACCCCUUUCACAUAGCAAGCCUCUGAGUGCACCUCCCCCUCCCCCCCCCCCAUAUAAAUUAAAAUCACUUUUGAUGUAUUUAACACCAUUAUAAAUGCUGAAGGCAAAGCAGGGUUUGAGGUGGAGGUUGACCACUCGUGACACCCCCCCAUGUAAUAAUCUCAUGACCCCCUGAAGGGUCCCAACCCCCAGUUUGAGAACCCCUACUAUAAGACCUGUCAGCACAACUCUAUGUUCAGAGAGACUGCCAAACACCAAUAAAAUGUUCAGUGAAAAAUGUGGAGUUUAUGGCAGAUCGGGUUUUAGAUCACCAGGUUAGCCUAUAACUUUUACAUUAUAUAUAGUAGAAUCAUGAGGUGCUGGAUUUACCAUGUUGUAACAAUACAAUAGAGGAAUUGGUGGAAAGAGCUGUCAGACUUUUUCCAUUAUCUUUAUGCAUACUGUUGAGUUCAGGUUUAAAAAAUUUUCUGGUGGCAACAAACAUCAUCAAUUCAAACAUCUCAAAGUUGUAUCCUAAAUGUAUACAGUUUGAAGCUGGCUAUUGAUUUCUUUUAAUGUGUGUGAAUAUUUCUGUUAUUUUUAAAGUAAUUGCAUACUAAAAACCAGGAAGUUGUGCAUUUGCAUUGUUCUCUGAAAUUAAAUCUUCAACCACCA